AAUCACAUCAUCUGUGUGUGACAUGAUCUCCAUGAGCCCACAUUACCACACUGUCAUAUGAAGCCUCCUACCCUUUUCAACGAGGACUUCAUCUCAUCAGGCUAACAGCUGAAGCAGAGAGGUGAAGGAGCAGAAGUCUGCUUCACAGACAGUCAGUCAGCCACACGCUGUGGCGCGCAACCGUGCGCUCGGUCACUCACUUCGCUCUCCGUGCGCGCAGCGGCAGCAGCACAGCACACACGCGUAACUGAUGGAGCAGCUAGACGACGAACUGCUCGGCAACUGCGGCGGAAUAACGAGCGAGAGCGAGAGCGAGAGCGAGAGCGAGACCACCAUGAGCCUGGAGGAACCGCGCGCUCUGCCAUGCUGAGCAUCUCCCUCGCGCUCCUGCUGGCUCUGACCGCUCCCGUCCGCUGCGCCCACAGCUGGAGCGACGAGGACCUCCUGCUGCCGCCCAUCAACUCCUCCGGGAGACUCCUGGCCAGCCUGGAGGUGGAUGUGGGCUACUCCAAGAGAUCCGUGGAGGAGCCCGAAGCCUCCUCGCAGUGCAACGUGAGCGUGGAGAGGCUCUCCACCAAACUCGUGGCGCGCUGGGACAGCAGCUUCGGCUUCCAGUGCGACGUGCUCAUGUACACCACGAACAGCCACGGCAAGGCGUUCUUCUCCGCCGCCUUCAACCGGGCGAUCUCGCCGGUCUACAUCGAGCACCUGGGCGUCACGGGCGGCCAGCAGGAGUUCAGACUGUGCGUGGGAUGCGGUCUGUCCCGGUACCGGAGAUUCCGACGGGGCAGGUCAGAGGGUCAGCAGGCGGGCGACUCGGUGCACUUCUGCUGCGUGGACUUCGCUCUGGACGAGCUUAAGGGCGACCGGAGCUGGAGGCUCAACCGCAAGCCCAUCGAAUCCACUCUGGUGGCGUGUUUCAUGACUUUAGUCAUCAUAAUAUGGAGCGUCGCUGCCCUCAUAUGGCCAGUUCCCAUUAUCGCGGGAUUUCUGCCCAAUGGAAUGGAGCAGCGACGGCAGAGGUAAUAGAACAGUACAGGAUAGAAUUCAAAUGAGCAUCUGUAGGCUAAUAUAGGAUCCUAAACUAGUUGACUUGCCAAACAUCCUAUGCGUAGUGGCACACGUGUCAUACAUUUGCUUAAACCGUACUACUCUCGUGUUUGAAACUGCUAUUAUAGCUGCAUCUCCUGAUGGAUGGAGGUAUU
This is a messenger RNA of Sinocyclocheilus anshuiensis, 1205 nucleotides long. Its product is annotated as transmembrane protein 158-like. The record is from RefSeq and is a predicted model, not a curated record. The transcript has a single exon. The coding region runs from base 364 to 1026 and encodes 220 amino acids. NCBI's taxonomy places the organism in Eukaryota, Metazoa, Chordata, Actinopteri, Cypriniformes, Cyprinidae.